AGAUUAGGAACAUUUUAUAUUGCAACUCACUCCAGUACACUCAGAAUAACCUCAAAGACUUAAAGAUCAGUUAGUCAUCUGCCCGGCCAUGUCAACAAAAACUGAAAAUGUAGAAGCUUAGUGAAAAUCGAAUUUAUGGUGGAGGUUUUGUAUUGGGUUACAUAGGGUGUUCGUAAUGUUAGUGCAUAUUCGCAAGUUUUAGAACGAAGACAAUUGUCCCUUGGUACACACCGUACGACGUUGAGGUCUCCUUCACAUUGCUAAAAUUAGACAUAAUAGAAAGUAGAUGUCGCAAAACUGCUACUUCCUAUUGGCGUUGACGUGCAUCGGAACCGCCAUCUUGAUACAGCCACCCGCUCCGCUCAGUGCUGUCUGUUUGACAGGCGAAAUGACGUGUCAGUACAUUCAAUCAGUCAUAACUCCCUGAAUACUAAAACGGAUUUUCACAAGGUGUCUUUUCGGCAAAUGUCAUACAUGUAGGUAUGACAUUUGCAAACAUGUACGAAAUUGGAACAACGUGAAGAAGCUGCUGCAGUAUCUGCAGUCCAUUGGAAUAUACGACAGAUUAUGACGAAGAUCUAACAGAUAUCGCAUGGAAACAGCAGAGGGCAGCCAUACGCCUCGGAUGCGUCAGUCUGCCAAAACCGAAGAAGAAGAACACAAAGAGCAUAUUGAAGAAACAGCGAGGAUUGCCUGCCAGGUAUGUAAAAGUCAAUCUGAACGUAAUACCUUUAAACCGUGCCGGUGUGUUCAUGGUCAAAGCAGCCAUUUCGGUCACAUACUACAGAGUUGUGCGAAUCAGCACACUAUCACCAGGAUUAAGUUAAUGUAUACUUAAUUUAGCGCUAACAAUCUAAACAGGCUGAACUUUGGUCACUUGGAUUGAGUCACUUAACGCUGAGUUGCAUACAGACAUUGUCCCUCUGAUCAUAAUUGAUUAGAUAUCAAUAAAAAAUAUAUGAUCAAUUGUAAUUUUCCUUUAUCUAAACCGUGUCGCACUCAUGGAUAGGUAGGAUCCUGUCUGCUGCAGAUUCGGGUGGUCUGAUUCGCAACAAGGUCUGUUUUUCUGCACCUGUCAGAAUGGUAAACGUACAUAAAGGUGUCCUUAUUGAAUGGUAAGAAAUCGAGACGCCAAGUUUGAUCACAAAACGUAAAACUUUAAUUGUACUUUCUAAACAUACGCAGAAUGACAAAUUUUCUCUUACCUUCUGCUCUUUAUCAGUGAUCCAGCCAUGAAACAAUUCCUCCUCUACCUGGAUGAAACCAUGGCCCUUGGAAAGAGGUUCAUCCUCAAAGACCUGGAUGACACUCAUAUCUUCAUCUUGGCAGAGGUGGUUCACACGCUCCAGGAGAGAGUUGGCGAGUUAAUGGACCAGAAUUCAUUUCCCAUCACGCAGAAAUAACAACUUCUUUACAGGACUCUUUCUUCCUUCAUGGACCAUGGAACUGCUGCAGUGUUGGACUUACAAUGAACAGUUUGCAAUUUUUUGGCUUCAGACUGUGUCUAGCAUUUGCUUAACAUUUGUUCAAUUAAUGUAAAAAGGUAUCUCCUUUUUUGCCUUUAUAUGCUGUGUUACCUUUAUUCUGUGCUGUUAGAUGUAUCACUGUGCUCUUACAAUAAUUGUGUUGCUGAUAGUUACAUUAAAGCUUUUGUUCCUUAAAGCCCAUUCUUAUGAUUAUCAACCUAAAUCAAUAACAUGGCCAUAGAUAAACAAUUAGCAAUUACUUAUCAGAAUUUUGACAUUCGUGUACAGCAUUGGCAUGUGCCUGUAACUGAUUGUAAGCAUUGAGUCACAAUACUGUAAAUAAAGGGAUUCUCCACAUGCUUCUUUAUUACCCUCUUUUAAUUCUAUUGUAUAACUCCAACCAUGGCUGUCCACCCACAUCCCAAAAUAUAAUCAACUCUUUAGUCUAAUCCUCUAGAUUAAAGAGUUGUUCUAAUCUUGGGUUUGGAAAGUAUGCCACACUACAUCCUGAUAUAUUUAGACAAAAUAUGAAAAGCAUUUCCCCAUUUUUCUUAUCUUCUUUUCAAAGAAAACAUUUGAGCUCACUAUUAAACAUUUAUUCUUAUUUUCUACAUCACAGCUAUACUCUUUUUUGAUCUUGUUAGUGUAUUGAUAUGCUGUGUUCUGAGUUGCAUUUUGUUGGAUUAACAGACAUCUGCUUCUUUCAGAAAUGAUAUAUUUUGGCUUCAAUAAGUUUUUGAACUUAAUAUGUUGAACACAAAAAGAAAUCUAAUGUCAGGGAGGUGAUUUGACUAAAUUUGACCCAUUGAUCACUCAUUAUUUACAUUCUGCAAAGAGGACAAGAAUACUCAUUGACACUCAUUUCAAAUUCAACUUUUAUUCAUAUGGCACUUUUCAGACAAGAAUGUAGUUCAAAGUGCCUCACAGAGGCUAAAUUCAACAAUAAAAACCCGACCCUCUCACCUACACACACACUCAAUGAGACCCUAAGUCACCAUCACAUACAAACACAGGUGCGCACACAGAGCGAGCAUUUAAAAUAUAUUGUCAAAGAGACAUGGCUUGACACCGAGACAUUGCAUGAGUAAAGAACUACCUUUGGGAAACACUGGAUAUAAAAAGAUAAAAAAGGUAGAAAGAAAGAGUAAUACAGUGCAUCUGGAAAGUAUUCACACGACUUCACUUUUUCCACAUUUUGUUAUGUUACAGCCUUAUUCCAAAAUGGAUUAAAUUCCCUUUUUCCCUCAAAAUUCUACAAAAAAUACCCCAUAAUGACAAAGCGAAAAACUUUUUUUAGAACAUUUUGCAAGUUUAUCAAAAAAAAGAACACUCAAAUGUUGCAUAUACAUAAGUAUUCACACCCUUUACUCAAUACUUUAUUGAAGCACCUUUGGCAGUGAUUACAGCCUCCAGUCUUCUUGUGUAUGAUGCAACAAGCUUGGCACACCUGGAUUUGGGGAAUUUUCCCAUUCUUCCUUGCACAUCCUCUCAAGCUCAGUGAGGUUGGAUGGGCAGCGUCGGUGC
Messenger RNA from Xyrichtys novacula (pearly razorfish), 2990 nucleotides. Lineage: Eukaryota; Metazoa; Chordata; Actinopteri; Labriformes; Labridae. The record is from the annotation of a GenBank genome assembly.